CUCUCUCUCUGUUUAACUUUUCCCAAUCAUGACCCCAUCACCACCUCUAGACUUCCACUCGUCUGGCUGACUGCAGCUUCGUCAAGGUCAAGAAACAAAGCGCCCCCCCCCCCACCAGCCGUGAUGCUCUGCAUGAAGUGGCCUGUUCCCGCGUGGGGCACAUGCAAGACGUGCCAGGAAUGCAACGACGGGCAGUGUGGACUGUGGACGCAGACUGCAACACGGCAGGGCCCCCAGCCAGGCUCCCGCGUGGCCUUCUUGCCGGUUCGUUGCCGACACGGCGAUUGCCUUCACACCGCUGUUCCCAGCAAUGACUGAGCUGUCCUCGCAUUGCAGGAUGGCUAUUACCGCAGGGUCUCUCAGCCUUGAUUGCGAGUGUGGUUCCCUAGCAUGCCAGCUUUGGCGAUGGAAUCUCCCCGCUUCUGGUUUUAGUCCUGUGAAUGGUGCCACUUGUCUCAGAAAAACAGCCACGCAGGGCCAUUGGCGGAUCAGACCGGGAUCCAGUACGGUGUUGGCUCCGGCAACACAUCACAACCCUGGUCUGGGUUGGCCGCUCGCUUGGCCGGCCGAUAUCUACGAUCAUGCACGCCUGCAGCGACGACAUCUGCAAACCAUAUCUCGCCUCUUCUAGCACCACCCCUGGCUCUUGGGACUUGGCUUGUCAGCCCUUUCCAACUUGCUGUCAAUACAACGGUUCAAUAUACUGUAUCUUGUGCAGAAUGGAAGCGCACUGCCGCCGAGACUCUCGGAGAGCAUCGAGUCUGUCAGGCGGGUCUUAUGCAUUCUGUGGUCGUGAUGUGGCCUCGCCUCUAGACCAAAAAUACCUCAAUGAUCAGGCUCCGAGGAAGAUAUACUGUCCACGGGCAACAUCAAUCUGCAUGCCUCCAUGUGUGAUCAUUGGGUAGCCAGGACAAGCUGCGGAUGCUCUCAGUAUCCUACGGACCAGACUGCCCCCGUAGACUUGAUUGGGCGACGCCACAGAGAAUCUUUCAUCCUUGUGGG
Molecule: messenger RNA, 1002 nt
Organism: Microdochium trichocladiopsis
Lineage: Eukaryota; Fungi; Ascomycota; Sordariomycetes; Xylariales; Microdochiaceae
Exons: 3
Coding region: 441-905 (154 amino acids)
Source: RefSeq, a predicted model, not a curated record